This is a messenger RNA of Pieris rapae (cabbage white), 1792 nucleotides long. RefSeq names its product repressor of RNA polymerase III transcription MAF1 homolog (gene Maf1). Lineage: Eukaryota; Metazoa; Arthropoda; Insecta; Lepidoptera; Pieridae. The coding region runs from base 547 to 1212 and encodes 221 amino acids. Gene Ontology annotation, molecular function: RNA polymerase III core binding. Gene Ontology annotation, cellular component: nucleus. The record is from RefSeq and is a predicted model, not a curated record. Gene Ontology annotation, biological process: negative regulation of transcription by RNA polymerase III. The transcript has 4 exons.
CUAUAUUCUACGUGCGUUUCCUGUACUCUUUGGUCUCUUGUGUCUUGUUGUGAAAACGAAAAAAGUGUUAUUAUCAAGUGAUAGCUAUUCUUUUAAGAAAACACAUAUUUCUUCUUUUUGUGUAAUUCUUAAGUUUCCAUAAUCCACAUAUUUUGUGAAAUAUUGUUAAAUAAAGGGUUUUUACAAUGUCAGAUAUGGAUUUUUACGUCUAGCAUUGGAAAGUGUUUGUGUCGAAUUUGGAACAGUGACGCGCCAUUGUGUACACAUAACGCUGUGAAAGAUUUCUAUAAAUACUCAUAUUAACGACCUUAGUUGUUCAAAACCCCAAUUAAUACUUAUAUUUGUAAUGUACCCGCAUCCCAUCAGCGCGGAAGAAGACAAGAAGUCGAAUUUAAUACCGAGUGUAAAUCUUCUUCACUCUAAAAGAAAAGGAAUAUUUAUACACCCCUCUGCUAUGUACAGAAGUAGUGCAUCGUGCACAAAUAUAAGUCUACCAUUUACAACGAGAAAUCUGUUUGGGUAAACAGUUUUUCAGAAAGAAAAAAGAUGAAACUUUUACAAAGUGGUCGCUUGGAAGCACUAAGCAGUGCACUGUCCAUACUAAAUGGAGAUAGUGCUGUGCAAGGCCGAGUAGAAAGCUACAGCUGUAAGAUGGCUGGUGGUGAGAAAGCUUUCUAUAAAAGGUUCACAGCAGCUGGUGAGACGACUCACAACCUCCAGGCUCUAUCUCCACCUGAAAGUUUUUCUUAUAGUCGGAGCCUUUCGGGUGAUGAGGAGGGUAUUCUAUGUGAUACAAUAUCACGGAAAACAUUAUUUUACCUCAUUGCUACCUUGAAUGCUGCUUUCCCUGAUUAUGACUUUUCAAUGGCCAAGAGCAGUGAAUUUAGUGCAGAACCUUCACUUACGUGGGUUCAAAGUGCUGUUGAUGCUGCAUUGUCUGCUGUUGGUGGAGUUCGCUGGAGACAGCUUAAGCCAGCCCUUUGGGCAGCAAUUGAUGAAGAGGUGCAGUUGGCCGACUGUAGAAUAUAUAGCUACAACCCUGACCUUGCCAGUGACCCAUUUGGAGAACCUGGAUGCCUAUGGACCUUUAACUUUUUCUUUUACAACAUGAAACUGAAACGAAUGGUUUUCUUCACCUGCAGGGCCAUGAGUCCUGUGUGUGCUGAUUCUGGUGUUGAUUUUGCAAUGGACGAAGAUGAAGAAUAUGACUAAAGUGCUUAGCAAUUUCUUUUUAAACUUUACCAUAACAUUUCAUAUUAUAAGCUAAUACACUAACAGCUAUAUAUAUUAAGAAUGAAGUAGGAAGUUGUUUAGUUCUAAUUAUGUAAGUAGGUACCAUCAAAUAUUUUUCAUAAAUUUUUGGCCUAAAAAUUAAAGAUCUCAUCGUGCACAAAUUCCUAUUUUGGAAAUAUCAUUUAAGUCAUAAAUAUUACCUGGAUUAAAUUCUGUACCUGUCAUUUCAUCUUUUCAAUAGAUGAAUAGUCUUAAAUAUUUAAAAUUAUAAGAGCAGGGUUGGACGCAAGAGUUCGAUAAGUAUAUUUAAAUAGUAAAUUUAUUUUAUUAACACAAAUUUACAUAAUUUUUAAAACUUUUUCUGAUCACGGUGCACAUUUAAUAAAAUUGUAUGCAUAAAUACUAAUUUAGAGAUGAAAUUCUAUAUAAUUAAAAAAUUAGAAAUUAAAUUGUUCUUAAGUAGAAGAAUAUUGUCUACAAGGUUUUUGAAUGUCUAGAUCCGCCUAUUGUUUUGAGGCGUUUUAAAGUAGAUGUAUUUAGAAUAAAUAUUUGUCAGCUG